Molecule: messenger RNA, 865 nt
Organism: Staurois parvus
Lineage: Eukaryota; Metazoa; Chordata; Amphibia; Anura; Ranidae
Source: the annotation of a GenBank genome assembly
CCCACCACAGGUCUUCUACAUCUUGACCCCAUAUCUGGCACGCUUGCAGGGGAGAAAUUGUUUGAAUGCAAGGUGGCCAGAGAAAUUAAUCAGGGACUCAUCAACGCAGAUAUUUUGCUGGGGAGUAUAGACAUCAGCAAAUUUUUUGUUAAGGUGAUUUACGAGGGGCUGAAUUUUGUGGAGCCGCUCAAAUUCAGGGUCACCUCGAGGACGACAGAGUGUAUUGUUGAAAUGCAUAAAACACAUUAUACUCUCAUAUCUACGCCUGGCCAUGGCAGCGGAGAACACGGGUCUGUGGACCAAUACAACCGCAAUUCAUUUUUUUUAGUAAUGCCCAUGUUGAGGGUUAGGCCCCCAAAAAAAUAUAAAUUCAAAAACCAUAAUGGGUUUACAUGCGGAUGGUCUGGUAAGGUUUGAAUUUUGGUUGGUGGCGAUACAUUGUUGUGCAUAUAAAAUGCUUUGAUCCACAAUCAAUGCAUACAGAUCUUCCAUGAAAAACAGCUCCAAAAAAUCAAGGGGAGUAGUUAAAUUUGAUAUUUCCACCUGAAUUCCGGGUUGGGCAGUGAAUGGGGGAAGUACGGGUGCUGCAGAAUUUGUGGGCUGCCAAUCGGGAUUUGCAAGCACAUCUGGAAGGAUACUAGGUGCUCUACGGGCCUGUGUGCGAAUUCUUGGUGGUUGCGGGACAAUACUUGUGCUCACCACCGUACCAGCUUGUACUGCACUUAUGGGACUAGCCACGUCACCAAGUGAUACUGCAGUGCUGGUAUGUGAAAUACCAGGAUGUACUAGACCGCUGGUGCUCGCCAGUUCACCAAAAGGUAGCGUGGCACUAGUACUGGCACUCUUCUGCAUAUGAGAGUCAUCA